CUUUUAUCCAGAUUUAUCUUUCGAAAUUACAAUGAUGUGUUCAAGUUUCCUGUUGGUAUUAGAAGACUGAGUAACGUUUUGUAAAUAAAGGAUAAUCAUGACCGUAUAACAAUUAAUUUUGAUUGAUAAGAAAUGACAGAAUAACAGAGAGAGAUAACAGAUGGUCUAACCGAGCCUCAUGCAUGUGAAAGUCAUUACAUUGAUUACACGAUUAGAUAAUAACAAUGGAAAAUAUCAUCAGAGCAUCAGAUUUCUAGUUCAUGUAUAAAUUUGCAUUCAUUGUUCACACUUGUUCUAUUGAUCUAGACGUGCAUGUAAAAAAUGCGCGUUGUCCUGUCAAUGAAUGAAAUACCUUUACAACAGAAAACCCAGGUAGAAAAUGUAAAACAUUCAAUAUCAAUUAAACAAAUAAUAAAAAUUGUAACAACUCCGUUUAAAUUGUGUACAUCCGUUAUCAAAAUUGCCCAAAUAGAUAUCAAUCUUCAAUUAUACAAUUCUCCGUUUUUCAUUUUAAAAUUGUAUGUUAAUAGUUAUUAAACGAACACAUAAACAACCGACCCUUAUUAAUCGUGCCAAAUCUCGCAAAAGUCUGUCGUACUAAUUAUGCACUCAAUACAGUGUCGAGGAUGUUUAAUUUCUCAUUUCUCUUUUCAAAAUGUCAAUAUGAUUAUAUCAUCUGUAUAUGAUCAUAUUAUAUUGCUUUAAAGUUUGUAAUUCAAUGCAAAUGAUUAAUUUAUCUAAGUACUUAAUUAACAUCCAUUGCAACAAUACACAACAAAUUGACCAAUAAAUCAUCAGAUACAUCAACAUGUACUUGUUAUCAGUGUGGUAAAUAAGGUUUCACCCUGUCCCGAGGUGUACGUUGUUAAACAAAUGUCCAAUCAUUUCUUUAUUACAAAGGUUACCCCCUACACUUGAUUAAUAAACAAACAAAGGAACGUGCCAUGUUGUUCUUUGUGGAAUGUCUUAACAUCUUAUAUAAGUGUUGAUAACAGUGGUAUUGGUGAUCGGCCUGUGAAGUAACAUUACACCCUGCAGAUAAUUAUAACCUCCAUCGCUCCAUUGUUAUUAAAACUCAACUAUAAAGUCAGUUUCACCGUGCAUCAUUUUCUGCAUUAAUGGUUAAUUACUGAAGCAAGGUGUUCUGUAUUUUCUAUGAAUACCUGUUAAAAAAGUUUAAUGUAUUUGUCAGAUCUCAUUCCGAUAUUCCCCAUAUGGCAGCAACAAAUGGCUGCUGAUGAGAGCUGACGCAUGCGCUAUUUGUAUCUGAUCUUCAUCAAUGUAAAUGUUGGCAGAUGAAGUGCUCUAUUUUUAAAGUGGGACAAACAAAGUUUCUUAUAAACAUUGUAAUUAGUAUUUAUAAACAAUGUUAAUUAUGGGAGAUAAUACGUAAUGAAUUUACAAAAUGAGGGAUUUAUUACACUUUUCUAGUGGAUUAAUACUUUUCUAUGUGUUUUCUGUGGAUUAUUUAGCCAGCGGGGAAUUCGACUUGUCCCGCUUGUCAGAAGUAUGUUUGGAUGGAACGUUUGGAUAUAAAUGUAGCUACCGAUGUCGAUGUUACAGGGACCAAGUAUGCAACAAAGAGACGGGGGUAUGCCCUAGAGGAAGAUGUGCGGAGGGAUUUUGGGGACCACGAUGUCAGCUUUCAAACAACUGCUUUUAUAAUGGACAAGCCAAAAAUUAUAUGGGAACAAAAGCAGUGACCGACAAUUUAUACACCUGUCAGAGAUGGGAAACCCAGGAACCCCAUCGUCAUUCAUAUACAGUGACGGAUUUUCCGGAUCCGACGAUGCCGGAAAACUACUGCCGAACUACUCAGGAUUCUGCUCGACCCUGGUGUUACACGACGAACAAAGACCAGAGAUGGGAACAUUGUAAUAUAAAUAAUUGCAACUGUCCAGCUGGACGGUUUGGGAACAACUGUGAACAUGAAUGUCAUUGUGCAGAUCAAAGCGAGGCUUGUGAUAGUAUCCUUGGAAUGUGCUCCAGCGGCUGUGCUCAAGGAUGGGAUGGUUUUAACUGUCAGAAACCGGUCGCUUGCCCAGAAAACAGAUAUGGUUGGGAUUGUUCUAAUCAGUGUUACUGUCAAAAUCCGCUUCAUUGUCAUCGUUUCUAUGGACCAACAGACCAAUGCAAAUGUAUCAACGGAUAUUUCAAUCCACCUUUUUGUCAACCAGUAACUGUACCCAAAAUCAUGUUCUUCGACAACGUGAAAGUAAACCCUGGACAAUCUACAACAUUUAAUUGUACUGUAUCAGCCUUUCCUGUGCCAGCAGAAAGUGAGAUAAGACUUAUGGGUCCAGCUGGACGUCGAAUAGCCAUGAUAGAAUCCACGGAGUUAGGAACUGACACAAGGAUAAACCUGUUUCAAGUUGAUUUUGUAAAUAAAGAUGAUACUUUUACGUGUGUAGUCCGUUCAGUCUCAGGACAAGCAUCGCGUACUGUAGCAACAAACGUUUAUGAAUUACCUUUGCUGAAGAAUGCUCCAAAUGUGUCUGUGAAAGGUCCAGGAAUUUCAUCUGUUAUUAUUGAAUGGCCGCCGUGGAGUAGAUCACGUGGCGAUGUAGGUGAUCCCCCUAUUCUGUGGUAUGACGUUUGGAUGAACAAGGUUGGAAGAUCACCUGAGAAGUUUGGGAUAGUUACACAUAUGAACUGUCGUGGGAUGUGUCGUUAUACGUUAAAUGAUCUUGAUCCUAACACAGAAUAUGCUAUAAGAGUUUCUGUCAGGAGAGAUGGAGAUGGUGGAGACGGACCUCUCGGUGCUAUUCUGUACACUAAAACUAAAUGCUCAGCACCAAACUCGCCACCAAUCAUCGAUGAGUUGACUUCUGAUUUGGAGUACAAUGCAUCUUAUCCUCAAACUCAAAUCAUUGUGUUAUGGAAGGACGCUGCAAAGUCCACAUGGAAUUGUGAUAAUAUAGCUAAAUACCAAGUGUUUAUCACCAGUAGUUGGAAAGGAUUUCAACCACAGGCUGUCCAUGUCUCAGGAGAUACACCGGCUGAUGCUAAAAACAGAAAAAGUGUUUUGGUUUCAGACCUUAAUCCUGGAACAGAAUAUUGUGUCAGAAUGAGUUUUAGUAAUGACCGAGCGUUCGUCAGUCCAAAAUCGGAGAGGAAAUGUGCAAAAACCCCAAAGACAACACCCCUACAGCCACGGAAUUUAAGGAAGGUGAAAAGUAGUAGUACCACUAUUACAGUUGCAUGGGAACAACCAUACUCUCCAUACUCUGUGGUGGUCAAUACCUAUCACUUAGCAUAUUGGAAGGCUACCAAUCAGUUGUCAACCAAAACUGGAAUGGAAGUUGUUUCUAACAAUCCGAACGUGGAGCAUAGCAUUACUGACCUAGAACCAAAUACUAAAUAUAAUAUAGAGGUACAAGCCACCAACUCUGCAGGUUUAGGAGAUCCGUCCUUUUUUGUCGGAUUUACAGACGAAAACUUGCCGUCGAAAAUUGCAUUAUUUCGUAACACUUCAAGGUCAGAUACUUCUAUAACAUUGGAAUGGGAGCAUCCAAGAAUUACGAAUGGCAAGCUGCUUUAUUAUCUUGUUCGUUGUAAAGCUGAAGCGACAUUGUCUUUUAUGGACAUGCAUAUCAAAGAAGCACAUGUUCCAAUGGAUAAACAGUCUCAUCUAUUCAACGAUCUUCACCCUGCUACAAAGUACCUAUGUUCUAUCAGUGCAAGUAGUCGUGCAGGUAUUGGAACUGCAACAAACAUAGUUGUCUGGACACAGUCAUCAGAAUUAAAAGAGCCACCGGUUCCUAGUAUUGUUGAUAGGACAGAUACAACUAUUACAAUAAAGAUAGGACAAGUUUUGGACCCGACUGUGAGUUUUUACAGAGUAAUAGUCGAGGAGACAAAGAGAAUUGCCAAGAGGGAAGUUCCAGAGAUGAUAAAGGACGUUCGUCUUGACUUUUCAACAGCAGUUGCUUUGGGUUCUAGGGCCUAUGUAACAGCACAGUUGAAUAAACAACAACCACAUGUGAUUGGCAAUUUUGUAGUUGGGGACAACCAAACAUACAAUGGUUUCUAUAAUGCACCUCUGUCACCAUCUAAACAGUAUGAUGUUUGGUAUGGAGCAUUUGCUAUGGUAGAUGGAAUUCUUCGACAAUCAAUUGUAAAAGCAGAAAAACAAGUAGUUGCAGCUAGUAUUGAACCAGCACCAGAAGCGAACCAUGUUCCAGUUAUUGUUGCAGUCUUGGUCGUUUUUAUCCUUCUCAUCCUAGUCUUUGCACUUCUUCUAUUUUUAUGGAGGAAGAGACAUAUGGCAGCAGAGAGAGAGAAGGCAGAGAUGCCGAACUUUGGACCAACUAUAAUUCCUGAACCUGAUACAUCAACACCAUCCACACCUGUUGAUGAUGUUGAGUUAGAACCAUUAAUUGAACCAUGCACCACAAAAAAUGAAGCAGAAACUGAACCUGUUUAUGGUAAUGUAGGUGCUUGUGUAAUACCGUCAGUUAGAGUAGAAGAUCUAUGGGAUUAUGUUAAACAGAAGAAGGAAAAUGAUGUGGAAGGAUUUCGUACUGAAUACAGGCUUAUUCCGGCUGGUCUAACAGCGUGCUGUGAAGUAGCACAGAAGUCGGAAAACAAAAUAAAAAAUCGUUACGGGAACAUUAUCGCUUAUGACCACAGUCGAGUUAUACUGACACCUGUUGCUGAUGAUGUGAACGAUGAUUAUACAAAUGCAAAUUAUAUUGAUGGAUACAAAAGAGAGAAAGCUUACAUUGCAGCUCAAGGUCCUACCAAACCGACAAUAGAUGAUAUAUGGAGAAUGGUCUGGCAAGAGGACUCUAAAACAAUCAUAAUGCUCACGAAUCCAACAGAAACUGGAAAGAAAAAAUGUGAACAGUAUUGGCCCAUUGAAGGGAAACAGGAGUAUGCAGGUCUAAUUGUUGAGUUUUUAGAAUGUCAAUAUUUACCAGACUUUUCCAUCAGAACAUUCCGCAUUUCUAAGGACGAUAAAACGACGGUAGUCAAACAGUUCCAUUAUACGACAUGGCCAGAUCACGGUGUACCUAGAUUUGGAAAUUCGUUACUUUUAUUCCGGCAAAAAAUAAGAUUACAUGACAACUUGGACAAUGGACCACCAAUAAUUCAUUGCAGUGCCGGUGUGGGUAGAACUGGUACUUAUAUUGCAAUUGAUGUUAAUCUAGACCAGGCUAAAAAUGAAGGAAUUGUUGAUGUCCAUAACUUUGUUCAAUUAAUGCGAACACAGAGGGUUAAUAUGGUCCAAACAUUAGAACAAUAUCUAUUUGUAUAUGACGUGUUACUAGAAGCAUUGAUAUGUGGUGAUACAACAGUCCCAGUACAAAAAUAUCUAGACACACUGUCCGAUCUACUUCAGUAUGACGAGUCUAUCAGUAAAACAAAAAUGGAUGAACAGUUUGAGGUUUUAAGAUUAUUAUCAGCAACCAUAGAAAAAGAUGAUACCACUUCAGCUUUACAUCCUGAAAAUAUUUUCAAAAACAGAUCGACGGAAAUAAUUCCAGCAAACAGAUGCCGACCUUAUCUUACUACACAAGUCGAAGAUCACAACGAUUAUAUUAACGCAGUGUUUCUUAAUGGCUACGCAAGAAAGGAUGCUUUCGUUAUUACGCAGAUGCCUUUACCUAACACAAUAGUAGACUUCUGGAGGCUAAUAAUCGACCACAAUUCUUAUUGCAUUGUAAUGCUAAAUGAAAUUGACAAAACAGAUAAGACAUGUGAACAAUAUUGGACAUUAGAAACUUGUGGUGAGAGUUACGGACCUUUUAUUGUCGAAACAACAGCCGAAAUCAAAUCUGAUCCCAGCGUCACAGUCCGAGACUUUACGAUUACAAAUACAUUGAAUCCUCAGGAGGUUCCACGUGUGGUUCGACAAUUCCAUUUUCACAGAUGGCCUGAAGGUGCUAAUGUACCUAACUCAAAAGCUGCAUUGCUGGAACUAUUAGAUAUGGUAGAAAAUUGGCAAAAGCAAAGUGGAAAUAAGCCAGUCACGGUUCACUGCAUGAAUGGUGUCCUUCGUAGUGGAUUAUUUGUAGCAGCAAAUUAUGUAUUAGAACGUAUUAAGGCAGACAAAGAAGUAGAUGUCUUCCAGGCUGUGAAACAAAUGAGAUUAAAUCGUCCACAGCUGAUUGAUACUCUGGAGCAAUUUAAGUUCUGCCACGAAAUUGCAUUUGAGUACCUAAACAAUCAACACACGUUUUCUACAUUUUCAUGAUAAUAAUGAAAAUACACAAUGACUAUGUUGUUGGAAGGAUAACCAAUCCAUGACGUCAGUCUGAUAUUUGAAUCGUGCCAAAUAUAAAAUGAAGGAGAGUGAAGAAUUGGUGCUACCAAAGACUUUCAUUAUAAACUGUAAAACAUCAGAUCAUAUCACUGUAGAAAACCAUUGUUAUAGAAAAUACCUCAAACAGCUGAGCUAUAGAGAGGGAUAAGAUGCAUAAAAGCUAUGUCAUUUUGUACUUAUUGAGAAGGUUUAUAUGAACGAGUAGACACUUUUAAAGUGUAAAGAAUAUUGAAUGUUGUAAAAGAUAAUCAAAACUGUUCUUCCGAAUUGUUCCAGUUCAAAAUAUACUAUCAUGUUGAAGACAGAAUUCCAUUUACUGCUGUGAAAUUAUUUAUAAGGUGAUAUUAAACUAUUAAAACCAAAUUGUAUUUUCACACUGGCCUCUUUUCGGUGUAGCAAUUUUCUCUCAUUUGUUUUAGAGCUGUUUCAUUUGAACUUAAGUAAAGCAGACAUUGUAUGUUGUAAUGGUAUACGAGUUAAGAACUUCCUGUAUUGAAUAACUUGCUUUAUAUAACUAGGGUAUUAACCAUCUUAUCUCUCUUUGCUAGUCUGUGAUAGUUCAUUAUUACAUAAUAUUUAUAUGUUGAUAAAAUGAGAGUGAAUGAGGGCUUUAUUUGAUCAAAUCUAUUAUAUUGAAGCUUUAGAAUGAGAGUGGAGAAUAAUCAUGUCUGAUACAAGAAGAAUAUGAAAGAUGAAAGCGAUGGCAAAUAUAGAAUAAUGUUACAUUUAUUUAAAAGUAUUUUAUGCUCUUAUACCAUAAAUGGCUAGGCAUUUUUCAUCUUUGACAAAUAAUGGAUACACUUUUCUAAAUACACAUGUACAGACAUUAUUAGUGUUUCAACAUAUCAUUGUAUAAAGUAACUAUCACAAUAAUACGGUUAAGUUAUAUUGUAUGAAAACAUUUUUGUUUUAGACGUCCAUACCCUUUGCUCAUAUGUACAUGACAUUACAUUUUAUUGACGUCAGAUCUUGUGAGAAUCCUAUAUAGUAUAAGCUAUACGUUACAGGCUGAAUAUACUAAUGGUUAAUUAUCGAAAUAAGAUUUGAUACCAUUUUACAGAAGUCAUUUUAUUUCAUGCAAUAUUCAUGACAGGAAUACUAAUAAUUAAGUUUUACUGGACAUUUUGUCAGCAUUUAUAUACAGCUUUUAACGUUAGAUGAAAUCUUAAAUGAAGCUUUAUAGAUCAUAUUGUUAUAAAUAAAUGUGAUUUUAUAAAAAAAAAUUGUUUCUUUUAUAUCGCUUGCUAUGAUAGUAUACAAUAUACAAAUUUUACAGGCA
This is a messenger RNA of Mytilus californianus (California mussel), 7547 nucleotides long. RefSeq names its product receptor-type tyrosine-protein phosphatase mu-like. Lineage: Eukaryota; Metazoa; Mollusca; Bivalvia; Mytilida; Mytilidae. Gene Ontology annotation, molecular function: protein binding; protein tyrosine phosphatase activity. The record is from RefSeq and is a predicted model, not a curated record. The transcript has 34 exons. Gene Ontology annotation, biological process: protein dephosphorylation. Bases 1406 to 6199 code for a protein of 1597 amino acids.